AUUGCUUUUAAAUGUUUAUUUAUAUUUGUAAUAUAUGUUCUCUCUUACAUUUUAGUUCGAAGAAAGCUUUGCAGGAUUUCUUCCAGUCUUUAAGGGCAAAAAAGCCUACUCUGCAGCCUAAUAUACAGCACUAUCACGUACAUUAUUACCCGAUGCCUUACUCAAUGUUAACGUGGCCGAAAGUUCCAGUUAAACGGGAGCUCGAGAAACUCUACGACGAUACUUUCGCGUCGUUCGGAUGGCCAGAUUACUACUACAAUUAUUUACCUCAUCCAUCCAUAUUCAUGUCGGAUCUUCAACAACUAUGGGAUGCGGAGCUUCCAAGUGAGUUCAAGUCAUAUUUCACGGAGAACAUCUUAGUACCAGACGACACGCCAGCUGCCAUUGAUCGAAACGGCCAGGGAUUACUCAUGCAAGUUCCUCUCAAUCAACAAUUAGUGUUUCAUUUGCUAAGGAGAUCGCAACAACGACAGCUGGCGAAAGCAGCGACUUAGAAUGUAUAGCUAACGUAAUAUCGUUAACGAAUUGUGAUGUAAAUCGGUAUUUUUCAUUAGUCGAUUAAAGUCUAGCUUUUAAACGCUUUUA
Molecule: messenger RNA, 585 nt
Organism: Nylanderia fulva
Lineage: Eukaryota; Metazoa; Arthropoda; Insecta; Hymenoptera; Formicidae
Source: RefSeq, a predicted model, not a curated record